AUGUCUAAGAACGUGGCCACAUUGCCCGUGGACUCGAAUGUGAAGUCCAAAGAGGCCCAAGUUGGCGGAGAUUUGGCACAGAAGGCAUAUUCCGAAAUGGCGGAUUCUGGCAAUAAAAAGAGACACUCGAUGUCAUCGCAAGCGGGGUCAAACAAGGAAGUUUUGGUUGCAUCAAAUGCCCAGGGACUUAUGAAACUACCUGUGCCCAAUGAAAACGGUACUGUAGGACCAGCACCGCUGGAAAUCACGGACCCCAAACAAUUUCGGACUGCACCAUCCAGGGACAUUAAUCUGCACGACACCAGUAUCGACACAGCCGCCUACGAAGAAAAGGAACGAGCUAUAGAAAAGAUGAAAGAAAAGUUGGAAAGCGGUAAAUCCGAUGACACUUAUCCGUGGGAAUCUAUCGGGGGAUUUUUUGGCAGCAAUGUAGCUCCAUCAAGCGCCGACGGUGCUGCUGUAAAGGGGUACAUUACCGAAAGAUUCUACAAUGACUUGUACUACAACAUGGCAGGUUUAGUAGGGACGUGCUAUUUCUCAUGGCUUUUGGCUUAUUGGAGAUUUUCGUGGCUAUCGUUGUUUUUCGUCUUUUUCUGUGCGGGAUCCGUGUAUCGCACAGAAUUCCGUCGCUUCAAUCGUAAUAUUCGUGACGAUCUCACGGGUAUCGUGGUUGAGGAGACUCUUUCGGACAGAAAGGAAACGACGUUGUGGCUGAACUCAUUUUUAUCGAAAUUUUGGGUUAUCUACAUGCCAGUUCUAUCGCAGCAAGUAAAGGACAUUGCUAACCCGCAACUAGCUGGUGUCGCCCCCGGAUAUGGUAUCGAUGCACUUUCUUUGGACGAGUUCACGCUGGGAACAAAAUCGCCCACAAUUGAUGGAAUUACAUCCUACACUAAGAAGGGUAAAGAUAUCGUAGAAAUGGACUGGGAGUUUUCUUUCACACCAAACGACGUGUCCAACAUGACGGCCAAAGAAGCCAAGGAGAAAAUUAAUCCUAAAAUCGCACUUGGUGUCACUGUCGGUAAGGGCUUUGUUUCUAAAUCUUUGCCCGUUCUUGUGGAAGACAUCAACUGCAAGGGGAGAAUGCGUAUCACCAUCAAACUGGGGCAAUCAUUCCCUAACAUUAAAAUUGUGUCCUUGUCUUUAAUGGAACCACCAUAUAUCGACUUCGCUUUGAAGCCUGUUGGUGGCGACACCUUGGGUCUUGACAUUAUGUCUUUCUUGCCGGGCUUGAAGACGUUUGUCAAGACUAUGAUCAACUCGAAUGUGGGUCCAAUGCUAUACAAUCCUCAUAAAUUAGAUAUUGACGUGGAGGAGAUCGUGGCUGCACAAGCUCAAGAUGCAAUUGGGGUUGUGGCAGUCACCCUUCACUCAGCUGAUGGCUUAAAGGGCUCUGAAUUCCUCGGGAACACCAUCGACCCUUAUAUCACCCUCACAGCAGAAAACGGCAACAUUGGCGAGACGACUAUCAGAACCUCAGUCAAAUCCGACAACAAAUCACCUCGCUGGAACGAGACGAAAUACGUUUUGGUUAACACUCUCGACCAAAAGUUAUUUCUCAAUUGCUACGAUUUCAACGACAUCCGCAGGGAUACUCUUAUUGGGAAGGCCGAGUACAAUUUAAGCCAGCUAUUGCAAACGGUGGCUGUGACUGGACAGAAAGCGAAAUUGAUUUCGGGAGGCGGUACAAGAGGUACUCUUAAUUACGACCUUCACUGGCUACCUGUUGUACAACAAGACUCGGCUGCUGUUAAAGAAGCUCAACGUGAUUCAGGCAACGGCACAAAAAAUAAAGUUGACAAAGAUUCGGAGUCAGAACAAGAAGAACAAGAGGAUGGGGAAGAUGAAGAGCAAGAUGACCAGUCUGCUUCUGAUGUUGGUAUUUUGAAAGCUACUUUUCACAAAGCUAGAUUUUUGAAAGGUUCUGGAUCAUCCUCUGGCGCUUUGAGCCCUUGUGCGGAAAUGUCAAUUGAUGGUAAAGUGGUGAAGGAGUAUAGAACUCUCCGUCGCAUCAAUGAACCUUCGUGGGAAGAGGGCAUUGAAGUACUAGUUCCAUCCAAAAGAAAUUCCACGUUAUCCGUCAAGAUCUUUGACGUUAAGAUGACAGGAAAGGAGCUACUUUGUGAAUAUUCCUCAUCAAUGGCUGAUAUUCUAAAUCUUGCCGAAAUGGGACAGACAGCUUUGAAUGCGUCGCCUCAAGGUGAGUUGUUUUUCUCGGCAAUUUGGAAACCUAUUGCUAUGACAGGAUCCUUCGCGCCAGUGAAUGCUGUUCGAGACCCGCUUGGGGUUAUGAGAGUGCACAUCAAGGAUGCUAUGAUUGAUGAAAAUCUUUCUGGCGUUGGUGAUAUUGACCCUUACGUUACUGUGUCCUUGAAUAAUGAAGUGAGAUAUGAGACUCAGUAUUUCUCGGAUAAUCGUGAACCUAACUUCAACAGCGUCGUUUAUGUGCCAAUAACGUCCGAAAGUCAAUCAAUCGUUUUGGGUAUAUUUGAUUAUCAGAAAGUUGGAAAGGAUCGACCAAUUGGUUCAUACACCAUACAGGCCAAUAAGGUGAUGCAAAAAGAUCCCGAAACUAACCGAUACGUAUCAACCAAGAGACCGGAAACAAGUCAAUGCAGACUAUUGGGCAAAAACAUGAACCUCACGAAAAGUUUCGUUAACGUUGAACUAUCAUUCAUUCCAGUACACAAGGUUUACAGCCCUGAUGAGCUCAUGAAAGUUGAGCAGCUCGAGGAUAAGAUCAAGGAGCGCAAAGCCAAAUUUAUGAAAGAGCAAGAGGAAUUGAAGGAGAAAAUGAAGGUACAUCCUGAUCAGUAUGAAAUCGUCAAAAUGGACGUGGAAGACGAGAGCAGCGUCCAAAUAGAGGGAAAGGAAAAAUGGUCAGUCGAGAAACUUCUAAGUGUCAAUUCAGGCGUUCUCAACUAUCAGAUCUUGCGUGGCAAACUAUCAAAGCAGUCUGCGCAUUUACAGGUUCUAUUCGACGACAUAGCAACACCUGCUUCAACCUCUAUGAAGUCAAGGGCUGGGGAGGUCGUACCAGACAGUGGCUCAUGCUUUAUCCGCGAUCUUAAUCACAGUCGUAUUACUCUGCGGUUAUCGAAAAAUUCUAAACCCAAAGAUUUGAGUGACAUCCUAGCCGAGCAAUCAUUUUCUGUUAAGGAAUUACUAGAAAAAGGAAUCAAAAACCCCACCGUCGUCAAGGCUCAGGGCUCCGAUAUUGAAAUGCGCUUUUUAUACUCGCCCGCCGAAGCUCCUUUGUCGCCCAAUGAGUCAAUUGAAGAUACAGGAAUACUGAAGUUGAACAUCAUUUCUGCCAGUGAUGUGCCUUCGCAUGACAGGAACAACAAAUCCGAUCCUUUCGUGGAGAUAAAAGUGGACGGAAGGAGAGUGGAAAAAACAGAGGUAAUCAAAAAGACUUUGUCCCCUGUUUGGAAUGCAACAGUUGAGAUACCUGUGCCUUCAAGGGCUAGGUCUGAUCUUCAACUAGAGGUCUACGAUUGGGACAGGGCAGGCUCCAAUGAUUUGCUUUGCUCCACUGCCUUAGACGCCAAAAUGUUUGUCCCAGGUAAGACCCAUGACCUCGAAUUGCAGUUGGAACCUCAAGGUACAGUUAAGCUGAAGGCCACUUUCGUGCCCGAAUAUCUAUUCCCCGCACUGGAUCCCGCGAAAGGUGGUUUAGCCAUCAAGCCAUUCAAAGCUCUGGGCGGUGUUGCUAAUAUGGGUGUAGGUGUAGCAGGUGCUGGUUUCGGAACAGCCCAAGGUGUCGCAAGUGCGGGUUUUGGUGGUGUACAAAAAGGAGGUAAGUUUUUAAAAGGUUUCGCGAGUAAAAAAUCUAAGAAAGAGCUUGAGACCCGGAAAGCUUCGCGCGAUGGUGGGGAGCGUCAGGACCCUAACGUUCGGAAAGCCCCUAAGCAUUCAAUGGAUUACGACGUGACCCGACCCAACACUAGUUACGCGGAAGUGCAUGGUGGUAGUGCAGGCAGCCCUCCUGGCCACGAAACUGCUUCAAGUACAACAAAAAACGGAGAAGGGUCGAGCGUCGUUGGCGCACCCGGCCCGAUACACCAACGUUCCUCUUCAACGGCCAGCAGCUUUGCACGUACCCUGGCUCCCAACGGUACUUACAGAGGUAAAGUCACUGUGGUUGGAGCUCAAAACAUGGGUAAAGCUUCCUUGCAAUUGCGCAUCUCUUUGGCACAAGGUGGGCGUAUGAAGCAUAUGUAUCGGACGGAAAGCCGGAAAACUAACUCGGAAGGACGCGUAGAUUACAACGAGUCUUGCGAAUUCAAGGCUUCCCCAGACGCCAAUUUAGUGUUUGGUGGUGUAUCUACGCACCGCUUCGGCAAAGAUACCGAACUGGGGGUAGCACAAGUUCAGCUAGGUGACGCUAGGAUACAGCAAGAGGGGAUUUUGUCCUUGAAGCUCGGUAAAGGGAAUCUACUCUUGAGAAUUGAAUACGGUGACAACGAGGCACCACCUGUGCCAGCAAUUCCAUCCGAGUACAAAACCCAGGACUAA
Molecule: messenger RNA, 4518 nt
Organism: Lachancea lanzarotensis
Lineage: Eukaryota; Fungi; Ascomycota; Saccharomycetes; Saccharomycetales; Saccharomycetaceae
Gene: TCB3
Product: LALA0S03e08548g1_1
Exons: 1
Coding region: 1-4518 (1505 amino acids)
Molecular function (GO): lipid binding
Source: RefSeq, a predicted model, not a curated record